Scomber scombrus (Atlantic mackerel) is the source of this 7556-nucleotide messenger RNA. It is a transcript of the gene abl2, whose product is annotated as c-abl oncogene 2, non-receptor tyrosine kinase. Gene Ontology annotation, molecular function: protein binding; non-membrane spanning protein tyrosine kinase activity; ATP binding. Lineage: Eukaryota; Metazoa; Chordata; Actinopteri; Scombriformes; Scombridae. The transcript has 11 exons. The record is from RefSeq and is a predicted model, not a curated record. Bases 566 to 4213 code for a protein of 1215 amino acids. Gene Ontology annotation, biological process: protein phosphorylation; regulation of apoptotic process.
GUCCAUAAGGGCCCCUCGCCCAUAGGAACCCGGUGCUUGGGAGUUGUUGGGACCCGGUUAGUGUUGGUACCGUAGAGGUGGAGGACGGUGACAGGGGAUCACAGAGCGAGAGCCCCCCGCCUUGUGCAACACAUCUCCUACUCUGCGGUAAAGAUGGCGGCGUCAGAGGGGGCGCGCAGCGGCCGGACAACGGCAAAACGUUUCUGAAAACGUCCAGAUUUGACCGACUCUCGCUUGUCGUGCACCGCCAGUUUCUUCUCGGAUACCACCUGUGUCACCGGAGUAGAGACAAUCGCUGUCACACGCCGGCGUUGCGAUUUUAUUGUUUAAGGCAGGGUGGGUGGGUUUCACUUGAUAUAGCUGCUAACGGUAUAGCUAACGGCUAGCCAAGCGAGCUAACACGGGCUCGUUAACGUUAGCUCAGUGAAGAAAAGGAGGGGAGGGGGGGUUGAGGAAGACUAUUCGGGCCAGGCUGCUCCAGCUUGGGGGGAAUGUGAGCCAAGCAGAGGUGCGCAGGGGGGUUUGCUCGCUUCGUCCCAAACGUCCUUUACACCAAACUACCGGGAUGGGACAGCAGGUAGGCCGCGUCGGUGAGGGCACAUCGACCGGGAUCCAGCCACCACAGCCCCACGCGUCCCAACCGCACCAAGGGAAGGGGAACCGGGGAAGCGGCGCCGGGAGAAGACCCCGGGAACCCGGCAGUAGCACCGGGACACCGCCAGGCAGGACAGCUGCGGUCAACGUGCCCGAUCCAACGAUUAACAUAUUCACGCAGCAUUCAGAAGCUCUCCACCGGCCGUUCGGACUGGACUCGGCGGCGCUAACAGAGGCGGUGCGCUGGAGCUCUAAGGAGAACCUUCUGGGGGCGGCCGAGAGCGACCCCAACCUCUUCGUUGCACUUUAUGACUUUGUCGCCAGCGGAGACAACACGCUCAGCAUCACUAAAGGUGAAAAGCUGCGUGUGCUGGGCUACAACCAGAAUGGUGAAUGGAGUGAAGUGCGCUCUAAGAACGGCCAGGGUUGGGUGCCCUCCAACUACAUCACGCCAGUCAACAGUCUAGAGAAGCAUAGCUGGUAUCAUGGGCCUGUGUCCCGCAGCGCCGCCGAGUACCUGCUCUCAUCCCUCAUCAAUGGCAGUUUCUUGGUACGGGAAAGCGAGAGCAGCCCUGGACAACUGUCCAUUUCUCUCCGCUAUGAGGGGAGAGUCUACCACUACCGGAUCAACACAGCUUCUGAUGGAAAGGUGUAUGUGACGUCUGAGAGCCGUUUUGCCACCUUGGCCGAGCUGGUCCACCACCACUCCACUGUAGCCGAUGGCCUGGUCACCACACUGCACUACCCAGCACCUAAAUGUAACAAGCCCACGGUGUAUGGUGUGUCACCCAUCCAUGACAAGUGGGAGAUGGAGCGCACCGACAUAACCAUGAAGCACAAGCUGGGAGGAGGCCAGUACGGGGAGGUGUACGUGGGAGUGUGGAAAAAGUACAACCUCACGGUGGCUGUCAAAACACUCAAGGAGGACACCAUGGAAGUUGAAGAAUUUCUGAAAGAGGCAGCCGUUAUGAAGGAGGUUAAGCAUCCAAACCUCGUUCAACUACUAGGUGUGUGUACAUUGGAGCCUCCGUUCUACAUCGUGACAGAGUACAUGCCACAUGGAAACCUACUGGACUACUUGAGAGACUGUGACAAGGAGGAGGUGAAUGCUGUGGUACUGCUCUACAUGGCCACGCAGAUCUCCUCUGCUAUGGAAUACUUAGAGAAGAAGAACUUCAUACACAGGGAUCUCGCAGCGAGGAACUGCCUGGUCGGGGAGAAUCAUGUUGUAAAGGUUGCAGACUUUGGUCUGAGCAGGUUGAUGACUGGUGACACCUACACUGCCCAUGCUGGGGCCAAGUUCCCCAUCAAGUGGACUGCACCAGAGAGCCUUGCAUACAACACCUUCUCCAUCAAGUCUGAUGUCUGGGCAUUUGGGGUGCUGCUGUGGGAAAUUGCCACCUAUGGCAUGUCUCCAUACCCAGGCAUUGAUUUGUCUCAGGUCUACGACCUCCUGGAAAAGGGCUACCGCAUGGAACAGCCUGAGGGAUGCCCACCAAAGGUCUAUGAACUCAUGAGGGCAUGCUGGCAGUGGAGCCCAUUAGACCGGCCUUCAUUUGCAGAAAUCCAUCAAGCCUUCGAAACAAUGUUUCAUGACUCCAGCAUCUCUGAAGAGGUAGCAGAGGAGCUCUGUAAGACGGCAUCCUCUGGUCACUGUGGACCACUGCACUCUUUCAGUCACGACAUGCCCCUGUUGCCUUCCAAAUCUCGCACACUCCACAAGCACACAGAAAACAAGGAAAACAUCGAAGGUGGACUUGACGGGCGACCUGACCACAGCACGCACGGUCACUCAGGCUGGGCUUCUACUUUGCUAGGAGGAGAGGGCCGCUCGGGUAGCUCCCCAGCUCUGCCCAGAAAGCAGCAGCCACGAGAUAAAUCCCCCAGCAGCCUUUUAGAGGAUGCACAGGAUGUGGGCACAUUUACACGAGACCGCAAAACUGGCUUCUUCAGCUCCUUCAUAAAGAAGAAGUCUUCUUCCUCUUCCUCCUCACCAUCCUCUCAGCACCAACAGAACCUCCCAACGCCACCCAAGAGGAGCAGUUCCUUCCGAGAGAUGGAGACACAACCUCACAAGAAAUACGAGCCCACUGCUGACUUCAGCGCUCCUCCUCCGCUGCCCCAGUCAGACAGUUUGGGGGGCUUUUCUGCCUCUCCAUCCCAUUCACACGGGGAACCCACCCAGGGUCAGUCGCGCUGCUGUGGGGCCACUUUCGGACAGAAAGCCUCUGGGGGGGGCCUUGGAUCACAGGUCACAAGUGGUAGCAGUUGGGGAGGGCUUGCAGGCUUUUUUACCCCUAGACUCAUUAAAAAAACCCUGGGGCUACGGACAGGAAAGACUACCUGCUCAGAGGAAGGUGGAAGUAUGAUUGGGGGGCUUAAACCCUUCCCUAGGUCCAAUUCUACCUCCUCGAUGUCAGCUGGGCUGCCAGACCUGGAGCGUAUGGCUCUGACUUUACCGAGGAACCGCAGUGCUAAACCCCCUCUGGAGAGAACUGCCUCCACAACCUCCCAGCCAGAGAAUGGGGCCGCACGGCCCUCUGAAACUCUGCUGAGGAGGAUGGACGAGGGAACCGCACAGAUCAGGGAAAGGCCCAAAGCCAAGCUACUACCCCGGAGCACUGUAGGGGUGAGGGCACCAGGGGUUGGGGGGGAGGUGGGAGAAUCGGACAGUCUGUCCCGGGUCAGGGAGGGUAGAGAGGAGAGUGGGGGAGCACUGGACAGGCAGCAGAGCUGGUCAUCCCCCUCUAAGACUUCUAGUUCCAGUGCUACGGCAGGUGCACCGACUCACAACCACAAAGUUCCAGUCCUGAUCUCCCCCACACUCAAGCACAGCCCAGCUGACGUGCACCUAGUCGGGCUAGACUCUCAGGGGAACCGCUUCAAAUUGCUGUCUGAGCACCAAGCAGACCGAGACAGGCCGCGACUUGUAAAACCCAAGUGUGCUCCUCCUCCCCCUCCCACCCUGCGCAGCCUGCAACACUCCUACAGUGGUGACGGAGAGGAGCAGGUAGGAGGAGCACCAGUUGAAGUGAAUGGAGACACGUUAAAAGGUCACAGGUCAGGACGAUUGUCAGGAGGAGUGACGACGGGUAGACCGUCAGUGCCACCACCACAAGUGCCUCCUGCGUCUUCCUCCUCCUUUUCCUCAUCUUUCUCUGCCACCAACAACACGACUCCCGCCAAAAUGGCCAACGGAGCCACCACCGCUGCCCCCUCCUCACACUCAGCACCAUCUACUGGUUCCAAAGUGGCACUGCGGCGAACCAGGCAGCAGGCGGAGAGGGUGCCCCUGGAGCGGGUUAGCCGUGAGGCCCUACUGGAGUGCGCUGAGUGCCUGAGCAGCGCCCUCCAUGCCAGCUCCGAAAGCCCAUCCAGCAGCCAAGUGCUGGACGCCGGCCACCAGCUGCUAGACUACUGCUCAGGUUAUGUGGACUGCAUCCCUCAGAUGAGGAACAAAUUUGCCUUCCGAGAGGCAGUGGGGAAGCUGGAGCUCAGCCUACAGGAACUGAGGGCCUCGUCCUCAGGAGGUGGAGGGCUGAGCAGUGUGGGGCCCAACACUGUACUGGACAACCUGCACAGCUGUAUUAAAGAGAUUAGUGACGUAGUACAGAGGUAGCCACUGUGACAACACCACCCGUCACCCCCAACUCCCCAACAGACAGCUUAUUCUCUUGCUUUUUUCUGGUUCCAUUGACGGCUUUUUGGGGGACAAAAUAAGACUAAAGUACCUCAGAAAAAUCACUACAAAAUGUAAUCUUUUUAUUGUUUACAAACAACAGUUUCAUAAAAUGCCAGUGUGGACACUAAUUUUGCUCUGACCUGUACAUAUUGAGAAAUGUUCAUACCAAACUAAAUGUGGUUUAAGUCACAACAUGAAAUGUUUUUGCCCCAAGUCUCCACCUGGCCGUGAUAAAGGCCUCUUUGUUAAAUGAAUGUCGAGCGUAUCAGCUGUGUGUAGCCGGCCCAGAGGGUAGGUAACAUCUAAACUCACUCUGCUUAUCUGUCAGUCUGUCACAUACUGAGCGAGAAUGAUGGUGGUUGUGCCCAGCCUAACUGAGAAUACUAGACAACUGUUUUCCCUGACAAGCUCGAGCAGUGUUUCACAAAUGUGUGAAUCAUCAGUUGGGUAUACUGUGUUACACAGUAGAGUAUUUAGCUCAGUGUCUGGGGAACUGAGUGACCAUAAGCCAUUUUUUAAAAGCCAUUGUAGGAGUGGAAACAGCAUCAAUAUCAGGAUUUGAUACAAUUCAAGGUUUUGGGGUCUCAAUAAGACACAUGUGCAAGAUCUUUUUUUACUGUUUUAAUUUGAUAGAUUGCAACUGACAGUUUUUUCAGUAGAGGGACAUAUUUGCAACCUCUAAAGAUCCCCAAAACUGCUUUUCUUAUCGGAUCAAAGCUUCUUUUUUUUUCUUACUUUUUUUUUUUAAGAGAAUAGACUUUAUAGAAUAAUCAGUUGUUUUGACAUUGACAUUCCCACAUCACCCUACAAGGUGAGACCAUUGAGAAAGAUUGAAGGGAUCACUAAUAGCAUUGAAACUUUCAUUUGACAAGCAUGUAAAUAAGCUCAAAUGAAACCAAAUACAGCUUAUCAAAUCUAAAUCUAAAAAAAAAUACAUUUUGUUUAUUUCCUCACUAUACUAAAACUGAAUGAAUGUGGGGCGUCUUAUUAUAUGCACAGCAUUUGUCUCUGCUUCAGUGACAUGACUGGUGUUCACACCACAACACAGUGCCACAUAAAUGGGGAAAAUCCCCAGUCCCCUUAAGCAUUUCAAUAUUUAUGUCCAGUUAUCCUUGCACACUACAUUUCUUCGUAGGAGCAGAAAAGAACAGAGUGAGGAGGGAGAGCACAGGGUAGCGCAUGAGCAGGUGAAUUGGGACAGUAUUUCUAUAAAUGUCCUUCCGAGUAUGGACAGUGCUGGAUUCCCUGUAGCCUUGUCGUGGCCUCAGUGCCUCAAAAUUCUUCAAUGUAUGAACACUGCGGAACGCAGAGACCUACUUACACUAAUCACACACAGUACAGAUCUCUCAACAAACAAAACUGCAGUAUGUCUUCAGCACAUGAGCGAUUUGUACAUUAUUUGAUUAAAAGAAAAAUGCUUUUUAGAAUGUCUAUGUAUGAACUUGAAUUUUAAAUUAUUCUUGAUUUUGUUUUUGUUUUUUAUUAAAAGCACAGACCUAUUUUGAGAGACAAGUUAUGUAAAUAUUUGUUUUAUUUCAUAUCCAGAAAACAAAAGAUUUAUGUGUAAUCACAGCAUAAAGAGCAAUGUUUUUGACUGAAGAGAUGCAAGACUGAGGCCCAUCCACCCAGAUCUGAAUAUCUGCUAUAUGAAUGUAUUACUCUUCAGUUCUGAACCUGGUCGAAUGUUAAUCUGCAUGAAUCUCUAAUCUCUUAAAAUGCCAUUUUUUAAUUUAUUAUGAUUUUCUUUUUUUCUUUUUCUUUUUAACAAUUUAUUGGCCCAUAAUUUUAAUUUUGGUCACACUAUAGAAUUAUUUCCAGGAACUGCUGCUCUGUUUUUUUGAGCACAAACUAAACUGUACAGCGCCAGAAAUACGUAUGCACACUCACAGAAAUCUGUAUUUUCUUUGUUUGCUUUGGCUCACAUCUUAAUGUACACUGGAUAAGGCCUCAGACACAUUGGUUCAUUGACACAUAUUGCAUCUGAAUACUACAAUACUACAAAAUCAAUACACUUCCAUCUGUAAACACUGCAGGUCCAUAACACUUUCAAAAUGAGCGAUUGCCAAGUAAAGGUUUUUAUCAAUUUGUAUUGUGGUGCAUUUCUUAUCAACAUUUCAUGUGAAAAUGUCCCAUUUCUUGCCAAACAGGAUGUUAUGAGACAAACUGAUGGUUCAUUUCUAUUCACUGUGAGUAUCAAGUAACACAGGCAAAAAAAAUGUUUGUUUGGGUUUUUUUUUUAUUUUCAUGAUUCUUGGUGCCUUUUUGUGAACAAAUAAUUUAUGUACAGUUCACUAUCACUGCAAGAAUUCACAGGUAUGGCAGUGCGUUAUCGAUCCUUUGCCAUGAGACUGUGAGGUCACAGCGUGCAUUUCUGCCAUUUGGAGGUUAAUGGUCAGAUGCAAACUUGAAACCGAAAGGUGCACUUUGUCCAUUAAAAUUAUGGAUUUGGAUACUUGGUAAUAACGGUUGUUUAUUUGUGGCCAUUGACACUGUUAGUGCAGCCACACUUCUAAAUGACACAUAAGAGUCUGCUGCACUAAACCUGAGCUGCUCUGUUGUCUCAUAAUCGUCACAUCUUAAGUUUCAUCUUAAAGUUUUCACUGUAUUCUUCAUUGUUGCCUAGUAGCAGUUUGGCCUCUCUGCCUGUUGAUUCCUCUUAACUUUUAGUGUAUCUCUGUGGAACAAUACUUGUGUAAAAAUACUUCAAGCCUUAUCAAAGUGUGAAAGAAAAAAUUUAACCUUCCAAAAAAAAAACAUGUUUGCAGUGUGGACUGCUUUUUAAGAAAUCAAACAUUUCAUUCAAUCAUUGAUUACACUGUCAGUGAAUGCAUUUGGUACCAAUGUUUUUGCCUCAAAUCUGAUAUUUGAACCAAUGCCACAGCAUUUCUGCUCAUUCUCAUCUUCAGUCUUCUGCAUUGUCUUUAUUUAUGUCGCCUGCAUUUAUCCUGUAUAUCUGUUUUCUUGUUUGUUUGUUUUUUUCUCCUGUCUUCCUGUUUUGGAGAACAGCUCUGGAGAAUGUGUGUACACAUCAUUAUACCAAAGGCCACUUCAGUUGUACGAGUGCAAUGAAAACCAACACACACAGACACACCAUAACGGAAUAUGUGAAUCUAAACAGGGAUGAAAAAUGGCAGAUGUUAACAUUAACUUUUUUAUUGUACAAAAUAUAUAUUUUGUGUUUUGUUUUUGUUUGUUUUUUUUUAUUUAAAGCUCACAUUAUAUAUUACUGUGAAGUUCUGCUUAUCAGUGUUAAGCCUAUUGUAAAUAAUAAAGAUAUUGA